Molecule: messenger RNA, 760 nt
Organism: Populus euphratica (Euphrates poplar)
Lineage: Eukaryota; Viridiplantae; Streptophyta; Magnoliopsida; Malpighiales; Salicaceae
Exons: 3
Coding region: 311-559 (82 amino acids)
Source: RefSeq, a predicted model, not a curated record
ACCUGCAUCCUGCUGCUACCCCUUUUUUGUAUUCCAUUUCCAUCGCCGUUAUCAUCAACCUUCAACCCCUUUGGCUUUCUCUGAUCUACUCCCUUCUCUCUCUCUCUCUCUCUCCCUUCUUUUUUCCUUGUGUCUUUUCUUCACCUUUCUCUGUUUUAGUUGUUCUCUUCUGAUCUUGGUAUAUUCAGCCUGUUCUGCCCCAAGAAUCGUGAUUUAAUUUCUUGAUCAUAAAAGAUAGAGUAGGGUAUAUAUAUAUUGUUAGAAGCUACUAGUUACAUACAUACAUAUUUAUAUAAAAAGAGAGGAGGACAUGGGUGAUUCUUCUGCUUCAUACAUCCACAUGGUGCACCAUCUAAUAGAAGAGUGCAUCAUAUUCAACAUGAGCAAAGAAGAGUGCAUGGAAGCUCUGUCCAAGCAUGCUAACAUCAAACCUGUCAUUACUUCCACAGUAUGGAAGGAGUUGGAGAAAGAAAACAAGGAGUUCUUCGAGGCCUACGAGAAGAGAAGAGGAGAGAAAGCUGUUCAGGAAGGGGAUAAAUGCACGGGAUCCAAGACAUGAGUGAUUCUCAUCUCAUCUUUCCAGGUUAAUUGAGUAAAAUUAAUAAAUAACGCUGUAUUUUGGCUAGAAUCUUCCAGUUUGCUAUCUGGCCAAACAGUAGCUGCCCCAGCUGGCUACGCCUGAAGGUUCUUUCAGUAAUAUGCAUGGCAACUCUAGGGCAGAUUAAUAUUUAGAUAGUAAUCCUAGUAAAAAUAAGAAAAA